Stylophora pistillata is the source of this 959-nucleotide messenger RNA. RefSeq lists its product as uncharacterized. Lineage: Eukaryota; Metazoa; Cnidaria; Anthozoa; Scleractinia; Pocilloporidae. The record is from RefSeq and is a predicted model, not a curated record.
AUGUCACGAAAGUCUGUAGAGGCAGAUGUUAAAGCACCGCCUUUGGCACAUGGGGACAUUCAGAUUUCAGACAGGGUGACGUCUCUGGAGCAAAAGUUGUCAAAACUACUGAGCGAACAGGUCGUCUCAGCUAACAUAACUAGCAAAUCUCAAACUGAGCUUACUGUAACGUUCAACCAGACAGCUACGAGACUGCUUCAACUAGACAUUAAUUCGCUGAACGCCCUUGUGAAUGAUAUGAACAAGACAUUAUCAGACGAGAUGAACCAAAUCAGUUUAUCUGGAGUUAGGGCUUAUACGGUGGCCAACCAAACAGAGGAGAUUUUAAACAAAUUUAAGAACCAUACCGAAAGCGAAAGCUCUCUGAUAUUGUUGAAAAACGCGACAGAUAGACUAAACCGAGAAGAUGUGAGGCUGAGGAAACUUUUGACAGAAUUUAACACCACUCUCUCUAACAAGAUAGAGAAUGUGAGAAAGCUCCAGGGCCCUAUUGGACCACGCGGUUUCAACGGCUCUCAAGGACCGAUUGGAUUAGCCGGACCUCGGGGAUUCAAUGGUACACAGGGUCCCCAGGGGAUGAUAGGCCCGCAGGGUUUUAAUGGAUCACAAGGACCACCAGGACCACAGGGUGCCAAAGGAGCAGGUGACUUCUCCCAGUGUGAACACAAGACUGAGGAUUUGACUGCAACCCAAGAUCAAAUCAUCAGCAACAAUUUACCAAACCCAGUUAAAGUGAUCCUGGGUGAACCAAGUGGUAAAAAGAUUGUUGGUGUCUCAUGUACAACAAACCGUGCACAGCUUUAUCUGCUAACGUCCGAAAUAAACCCAGCUAAUGGUCAGUUGCAUUACACUUGUAACUGUUAUGGUCAUCAUGGAACUGGCCAGAUUGAUGUUCAAUGCACCAUGCAUUACUGGGAAUGUCCGCUGACCACAUGAACUCAAAAACGACUGGUGUUGUG